Messenger RNA from Botrytis cinerea B05.10, 1797 nucleotides. RefSeq lists its product as hypothetical. Gene Ontology annotation, biological process: sulfite transmembrane transport; transmembrane transport. Bases 208 to 1593 code for a protein of 461 amino acids. The record is from RefSeq and is a predicted model, not a curated record. The transcript has 5 exons. Gene Ontology annotation, molecular function: sulfite transmembrane transporter activity. NCBI's taxonomy places the organism in Eukaryota, Fungi, Ascomycota, Leotiomycetes, Helotiales, Sclerotiniaceae. Gene Ontology annotation, cellular component: plasma membrane.
GAUUCCAUAUUUAUGUGAUGAUUAAAUCGCUAGGCAGAGCCAAUAAAUUCUAAGUUUUAGGAGGUACCUCGGCCUUUACUCGCAAAGUGGGAGACUUGACUACUUUUUUUUCCUUUGUUGAUAUAUUUAUGACUCCAAAUUCUGAACUUGUCAAUCUCUUUUCUUUCCUAUCUUACUUUUUCAUCUUGUUUCACUUCAAUUGAAGAGAUGGAUCCUUCUGGUGCAGGAACAUGUGCGCAGAUUGCUAGGCAAGAUGCUAAUCGAAAGCUUGAUGAUAUAAAUGCGAUGCCCGUUUCUCAUGAAUCAGGUGGCACGAAGACUUUUGAUCCAGUGGAUGUAGAGACAUCGAAGCACAAAAAGGGAUGGAGGAAGAUUGUCAGGAAUUUCACUCCCUCAUGGUUCUCUGCAACAAUGGGCACGGGAAUCGUAUCUAUCCUGCUUCAUAACCUUCCUUAUAAUGGUGCUUGGCUAAAAUAUAUCUCUGUCAUCAUCUUUGUAUUCAACAUUUUUCUUUUCUGUACAUUUCUUGCUAUUUCGCUAGCGAGAUAUAUAUUGUAUCCGCAAAUAUGGACGGCCAUGAUACGGCAUCCCGCGCAAUCAUUAUUUCUGGGAACGUUCCCGAUGGGACUAGCGACGAUUAUUAAUAUGAUUGUUUUUGUGUGUGUGCCGGCUUGGGGAGGAUGGGUAGUGUAUUUGGCUUGGACUUUGUGGUGGAUAGAUGCCAUUAUUUCUGUAGCUACUUGCUUCUAUCUUCCUUUCGUAAUCAUGUCUCUCCAUAAAGUUGAACUUUCAACUAUGACAGCCGCCUGGCUUCUCCCAAUUGUUGCCCCUAUCGUUGCAGCUGCUUCAGGGGGCAUUGUCGCUUCCGUCCUCCCCAAUCCUCAACACGCCCUCUAUACCGUCUUAGUCUCCUACAUCCUCUUCGGAACCGGCUUUCCCCUCGCAAUGACAAUCCUCGUAAUCUACUUCCAACGUCUCACCGUCUACAAGAUCCCUCCUCGAGAAGUAAUCGUUUCGGUCUUUCUGCCCCUCGGUCCCCUCGGCCAAGGCGGUUUCGCACUCAUGCAACUAGGAAAAGUUUCCUUGACCCUUUUCCCCCAAACCAACACUCUCCCCGCUAUCCCAGCCCCCGGUCCCGGUCCCAUCUUCUAUACUCUCGGAUUUCUCUUCGCUCUCAUAAUGUGGGGCUUUGGUCUCCUAUGGUUAUUCUUCGCGCUGGCGAGUAUUUCCCGAUCGCGAUUUCCGUUUAAUGUGGGGUGGUGGGGAUUUACGUUCCCGCUGGGGGUUUUCGCAACAUCGACUGUGAUGAUUGGAGCAGAGCUUCCGUCGAGAUUUUUCAGAGUGCUAGGAACGGUUUUUAGUGUUCUGGUGACGGCGCUGUGGGUAAUGGUUGCGGUGGGAACGGUCAAGAGGGCGUUUUGGGGAGGGUUGAUUUUCGCGCCUUGUUUGAAGGAUGUGGAGGGGGCAGAGAGGGAGGCGAGAUUACAUUUUGAGGGAAGUGGGAAGGGGGGGAAGAAGUCGGGUAAGGAGAGUGGAGAUGAGAAUGCGAAUGGGGUUACACAAAGGAGAACAGGGAAUGCAAGUGCAGUUUAGGGUUAGCGAGCAUUUGGCUUUUUGCAUACCUUUUUUAGGGGGUUUUUCUCUCAACCUUUUUUUUUUUCGCAUUAGAUUGGUUGGUUGGGAUGAAGCUCGCGCUUUUUGUAUGGAUAUUUUAUAGAUGAAUUUUAUUUCUAGAGAGCCAAAUCAAUGAUAAUAUAUGAGAUAUCAACAACUAAAUAUACACAUACCCACUCUCCA